ACAGUCGCUGCUUUCGCUAUGUUGCCACAUCCAUGACUUGGGCGAAUGCUGAGAAAAACUGUCUGUCCAUGGGAGCAAACCUUGCAUCAGUUCGCAACGCGUACGAGUACCGCCGGGUUCAGGCUCUGAUACGUGCAGCAAGUCGUAAUUCCAGAGAAGCAUGGCUUGGAGGCUCUGAUGCACAGCAGGAGAGAACCUGGUUGUGGAGCGAUGGAAGUCCUAUGAGGUACACAAACUGGUGUCGAGGGCAGCCUGAUAAUGCUCGACGCAGCCAGCACUGUUUGCAGAUGAACUGGUCAGGUGCAAAGUGCUGGGAUGACUUGUGGUGUAAUCACAGUCGGCCUUUUGUCUGCGCCAAGAGACUCAGAAGACGUUGAGGUUCCCAAAGAGGCCUGAUGUGUAAAACAGAACCAGUGGAGGAUGAAUGCUAGGAGUUUCUGUUUACCUGCCUUUCUGCACCUUCCUAAGAAAACCAAAAGAUAUUUCUGCAUCUUUUCUUCACAUCAUUUCUGUCUUUAAUGCAACCUAAGGAAUGAAGCGACAAGUAAACAGCAGCUGGAUUGUCUCUCUGUAAUAAGAUCAGACUGAAUGAGUUAUAAUAAUGGAUCAUCUUAGCAAAACUUUCUUCUGUUCUUUGGCUUAGCAAGAAUAAAACUUUGAGCAAUCAAAACAA
Molecule: messenger RNA, 673 nt
Organism: Poecilia latipinna (sailfin molly)
Lineage: Eukaryota; Metazoa; Chordata; Actinopteri; Cyprinodontiformes; Poeciliidae
Product: galactose-specific lectin nattectin-like
Exons: 4
Coding region: 33-377 (114 amino acids)
Source: RefSeq, a predicted model, not a curated record